AAUGGAGGAGAAAAACAACACAGUGAAGUCCCUCAUAGUUAAACCUUUUAAAAGCAGAACACAUGAGGAGAAGGUGAAAGUGAAGGAGCUUGGACCGGACCGACCGGACAUUAAAUUAGAGCAGCAGACGACGGACAGAGGCAGAAGUUACACUCGGACUUUCUCCAGGACGUGGUUUAGCAUCAAGCCCUGGCUAACAGCAUGUAGCGAGGCUAAUGCUCUGUUCUGCUUCCCCUGCCUGCUGUUUAAAUCUUCAGGAACAGACCCAGCUUGGAUUAAGACAGGUAUCACUGAUAUAAAACAUAUUUCACAAAAAACAAAGAGGCAUGAAAGGACUGUGAGCCACAUGGAGAAUGUUCUCAGGUUAGCCACGUUUGACAAAAUAAACAGUUCACGUCAGCUCGAUAAAGGCUGCAGAGUUAAGGUUCGUAAGCAGCAGGAUGUUGAUAAAAACACUAACAGGCUGAUUCUGUCUAAAAUAAUCGACUGUGUGAAGUUCUGUGGAGCUUUUGAACUUGCCCUGCAUGGCCAGGAUGAAACUAAAGACUCUGAAACUCCUGGUGUUUUUAGAGGUUUGGUGGAUUUUGUAGCAUCACUGGAUGCAGUUCUGCAGGAGCACCUCCAGACUGCUGAAAGAACAUCCAGAGCUGUGCAGAACGAGCUCCUCGACUGUAUGCUGUUGGUCCUGAAAGAGCACAUCAUCGAUGAAGUCAGGACUUCAGACUUUGUCUCCAUCCAGGCUGAUGAAACCACAGACAUUUCCACUCAGCGUCAGCUGGUGCUGCUGAUCCGCUACGUUGAUAAAGCUCAUCGUGUCCAAGAGAGGUUUUUAGAGUUCAUCCCUCUACAAAGUGCAACACCUGAUUCCAUCGCCACAGUUCUUCUGGACAGGCUGAGCUCCAUUCUCCCUGAAGACCAGAAGCACAAGCUCAUUUCACAAUCAUACGAUGGUGCAAGCGUGACGAGAGGAGCCUCAGGUGUGCAGAAGAAGGUCCAGGAAGUGUAUGUGAAUGCACACUACGUUCACUGCUACGCUCACCAGCUGAACCUCAUCAUGCAGCAGGUGACGUCUCACAUUCCUGAAGUGAGUCAGUUCUUCUCAGACCUGGCUGGAUUCUCUGCCUUCUUCUCAAGGUCCCCGAAGAGGCGCAGCGUGCUGGAUAAAGUGAUGGCUCGCAGACUCCCGGGAGCCUGCUCUGUGGGCUGGGACGUCCACAGCCCAGCUGUGAACACUGUCUUUGAGCACAAAGACGACCUGCUCCAGUGUUUCCAAACCAUCAGAGACUCGGAGGAGUUUGACCCCACCACUGUGAGAGAAGCUGGAGGAUUCGUGAGGCUGCUGGAGGACGACGCUUUCAGCUUCUUCCUGAAACUGUUCCAUCUCAUCAUGCCUCAUGUGGACAUCCUCUCCAGCCAGCUGCAGAAGAGGACCAUCGACUCUGUGUUUGUUCACAGCGUCAUGCAGCAGUUCACUAAGAACAUACAGAAGUGCAGAGAUUUCCUCCCCACUCUGUGUGAGGAACAUGUUGUGUCUCAGCAGGAGACAAAACACGGCUCACUGGGCUCAGGUCGUCUUCAGAGGGUCACUGCUGAGGUUUGUGACACCAUCUUGGCUCAUGCAGAUCACAGAUUUGCAUUCACAAAGCAUCUGCUCAGUGCCACACUGCUGCAGCCAAACAGGUUCCUGCAGUACAACAACCAGUUCCCUGAAGAGGCACUGAAGACCACCGUAGAGGCCUACCCCAUGCUGAACAAGGCCAAGCUGAAGACUGAACUGGGUCUCAUCUACAGCAUGGAUGAGUUCAGGAGCUGCCGUGGUGCUGUGUCUCUGUUCAAGCUCUUCAUGGACAACAAUGUGCAGGACACCUUCUCAGAGACUGUGACUCUGCUGAAGAUCAUCAUCACAACUCCCAUGAGCACAGCUGAGUCAGACAGGUGUUUCUCAACCCUGAGGAGGAUCAAGACUUUCCUCAGGAACACCAUGUCACAGGAUCGUCUCAACGCACUGGCCAUGCUCUCUAUAGAGAAAAACCUGGUUAAAAACAUCCCGGACUUCAAUCACAGAGUCACUGAGAAAUUUAUCCACUCAAGAACAGGACAAAGUUUCUUAACAUAGAAUGAGACCCAACAUGACUUUAUUUUCUAAACCUCACCAGUCAUUCACCCUGACUUUUGUUUGCAGCCAUACAGGUAUUACUGAAUGUUUUUCAUUUUUAAAGUAAUAAUAAAUUACAUUUUAAUGUUG
Molecule: messenger RNA, 2245 nt
Organism: Austrofundulus limnaeus
Lineage: Eukaryota; Metazoa; Chordata; Actinopteri; Cyprinodontiformes; Rivulidae
Product: zinc finger MYM-type protein 1
Molecular function (GO): protein dimerization activity
Source: RefSeq, a predicted model, not a curated record